GGUCAAAUUAAUAGAAGAAGUAAUAUAAAGGGGGCAAAAUGCAAUACACAUGAAGUAUUAAGAUUUUAUCCAUUACUUCACACAUGACGCCCUUCGUCUUUUUCCUUAUUCUUUCUCCUCUCAGAAGAGUUUACUUGUUCUGGAACCCUAAAUCUCGAAUCUGGUAACUCGGAUCCGAUAAAUCGUUCCAGAGAUCUGUUACUUCUCUAUUCAAGGAUCUGUUAUCGGUGCGAGGAUCUACGGAUUCUUCUGUUCGCGCAUAAUCGGAAAUGGCAGAUAACAAUUCACCACCUGGCUCUGUAGAACAGAAAGCAGAUCAAAUUGUUGAAGCUAAUCCAUUGGUGAAGGAUGAUACUUCGCUGGAAACCAUAGUUCGAAGGUUCCAGGAUUCAAUGUCAGAGGCAAAGACUCAUAAGUUCUGGGAGACUCAACCUGUUGGGCAGUUUAAGGAUAUUGGGGAUACGAGUUUGCCUGAAGGUCCGAUUGAGCCUGCAACUCCAUUAUCUGAGGUUAAGCAAGAGCCGUACAACCUUCCUUCUGUUUACGAGUGGACGACAUGUGAUAUGAACUCUGAUGAUAUGUGUUCAGAGGUAUACAACCUUCUCAAGAACAACUAUGUUGAGGAUGAUGAGAAUAUGUUCAGGUUCAAUUACUCCAAGGAGUUUCUAAGGUGGGCACUACGUCCACCGGGUUAUUACCAGAGCUGGCAUAUUGGAGUUCGAGCCAAGACUUCGAAGAAACUCGUUGCUUUCAUCAGCGGCGUGCCAGCAAGAAUCAGGGUGCGUGAUGAGGUUGUUAAAAUGGCAGAGAUCAAUUUCUUGUGUGUUCACAAGAAGCUCAGGUCUAAGAGGCUCGCUCCUGUCAUGAUCAAGGAGGUGACUAGAAGGGUUCACUUGGAGAACAUAUGGCAAGCAGCUUAUACUGCAGGAGUUAUCCUUCCUACACCAAUCACCACCUGUCAAUACUGGCACAGGUCAUUGAACCCGAAGAAGCUAAUUGAUGUUGGGUUUUCAAGGCUUGGUGCGAGAAUGACAAUGAGCAGAACCAUCAAACUCUACAAGUUACCAGAUGCACCGAUCACUCCUGGAUUCAGGAAAAUGGAACCACGCGAUGUCCCUGCUGUUACACGGUUGCUUAGGAACUACCUCAGCCAGUUUGGAGUCGCGACUGACUUUGAUGAGAAUGAUGUCGAGCAUUGGCUACUCCCAAGAGAAGAUGUCGUGGACAGUUACCUAGUAGAAAGCCCUGAAACUCACGAUGUCACUGACUUCUGCAGCUUCUACACUCUCCCUUCAACCAUCCUCGGUAACCCGAACUACACUACAUUGAAAGCUGCGUAUUCUUACUACAAUGUGGCCACACAGACCUCGUUUCUUCAGCUGAUGAAUGAUGCGCUAAUUGUCUCAAAGCAAAAGGGUUUCGAUGUGUUCAACGCGUUGGAUGUGAUGCACAAUGAGAGUUUCUUGAAAGAACUGAAGUUUGGGCCAGGAGAUGGACAACUUCAUUACUAUCUCUACAAUUACCGUUUGAAAAGUGCCUUGAAGCCAGCGGAACUCGGGCUUGUUCUCUUAUAAGCUCAACAACUUGAUUUGAUGGUAUCAACAAACUUGAAAUUUGUCUCUCUUUUUUUUUCUUCAGUCUGAACUACUUCUCCCAUGGUUUACUGAAACUGAGUUUAAUUAUUUUGGCAAUGCAAUUUUGGAUUUUGCUUUUAGUUUCACUUGUGUUCUCUGAGAGAGUUGACCCUGAGAAGUAAAGUCAACACUAGACGUGUGCGAGUUUCAAUGGACUGCAUUUUUAGGUCCAAGAAGUAGCUACGGCCCAUCUAUCGUAGAAGUUGUUUUUUGUACUAAAGCCUGUUAUAGCCGAACUAGGUCGCUACGUUUCCUAACUUGUCGUUUAUUAGGCUACUUUUAAAUCGCACGCACCAAUCCAGUUCUUACACGCGUUUUCACAAAAAGGACCUUACAUGGGUUGUUCCCCCAAUAAGAAAAUUACACGUUGCAGAAUCG
Molecule: messenger RNA, 2012 nt
Organism: Arabidopsis thaliana (thale cress)
Lineage: Eukaryota; Viridiplantae; Streptophyta; Magnoliopsida; Brassicales; Brassicaceae
Gene: NMT1
Product: myristoyl-CoA:protein N-myristoyltransferase
Exons: 2
Coding region: 270-1574 (434 amino acids)
Cellular component (GO): cytoplasm
Molecular function (GO): glycylpeptide N-tetradecanoyltransferase activity
Source: RefSeq, marked reviewed